Parnassius mnemosyne (clouded apollo) is the source of this 9312-nucleotide messenger RNA. Lineage: Eukaryota; Metazoa; Arthropoda; Insecta; Lepidoptera; Papilionidae. The record is from the annotation of a GenBank genome assembly.
AUGAAUUCAAAACUGCAAAAGCCAGAGCUAUCAUGCAUGGAGCCAGAGAAUUAUCGAAAAUAUUUCCGUGCUUUAUGCUGGAUGGCUAAGAGGAAAGUAGAUAAAAAAUCCCAAAAGAGGCCUGGUAAAAAGGAAAAACUGAGGAGAAUAAAAGCUGUGGGUACUGUGAGUUCUUGCAUUUCACCAGUAUUGUUGCGAAACCCAUCACCAUUCACGGUAUAUGCUACAGUACGAAAAUUAGUGCUGUCUCGAUGGCGCCAACUUAGCUCAUCGUACACUGAAGGCUCUGAUGAUAGUGACAAUGAAGGAGCUUCCUGUAGUCAUCAGCCUGUUCCUAAAGUUCCCAAGAUUACUGGCAUCGGUCUGCGCAUGGUUUUUUCUCUUAUAUCUCAAGCAAGAUUCUCAGAUGCGCCAUUUUGUGAGCAUUCACUUAAAGCUUUACUAGACGUUCUGCAAGGACACACGCCUGAAGAAAUGGCUCAUGAGCCUUACGAGAUGAUUUCAAACUUGCACUCCAUGCUCGUUGAAAUUGCUAGUGGCAGCGGGCCCACUGGAAAAACUGAGACACCAACCAGUAUCACUGCCCUGAGUAGUUCUUGCCUCAUAUCGCUGUCAGUCGCUAGGGGCGAGGCAGAACUGAUACUUAAUGCGGUUGCUUCACUUAUCAUGACAUCCCCAACACUGUCAGAACAAUACAUGCAGAUUCCUACUAAUUUGACAACUCUUCAAAGAAGUGUUCAAUCAGUAAUACUUGGGGCUUCGGUGCGCAACCAAUGGAUAAACUUCGGAGUGCCACAUCAGUCCCUCGUAUCUAGUUUUCCAGUCGACUUACCUUCACUAAUGACUUCAGGACCUGGAGAGCUUGUAGUUCGUUCUUUAGCAUCAGAUGGUUGCUUUCUUUACGUGUACACUUCAAAAGGUUUAUUAAAAAUCGGAUCGGGUUACGGCAGUUCUAUCAGACAACAUGUUUAUCUAUACAAACCUGAUUUCUUCGCUGGCGAUCGACAUGGAUGGCUUGGAUAUUGUAAGAACAAAUUGUACGUAAGAAUUGGAAGAAAAAAACCGGAAGUAUAUGAAGUGGACAGAGAAACAUUGGAAGUAAAAGGUGUUCUAAAACUAGAUCCUGGAAAUUCUGGCCCGACGGAAUCUAAAUCAGCUGUAUUUACCGAUGGCAACCAGCUUGGACUCGUUUUGCUUACAGCUUAUGACAAUCUCUCAAUAAAAAUGUAUGAUAUGACCUCUCUACCUGAACGCGUGGAAAACACUCCCAUUACGCUGUCAUCUCGUAAAGAUCUGAACGUGCAUCUACUAAGGCGAAAGACUUUGGCUUUGGGGCGAGCUCCAUUUGAAGAUGGCAUGUCUAGAAGGUCUACAGAGCUAGAUACACCGAUUGCGAUGCAAUUCGAUGAUAACGACGAGGAUCCUCUAAUGAGCAUAUGUGCUGGUCAAGAUUUUGGGCUACUCACUACUGCCACCGGAAAAGUUUAUUAUACCGGCAAGGGAACCAGCCUCGGUUAUAAGGUGGCAUCUCCGCAUACUGGGCGGUGGACUCUCAUGAAAGAAACUUUAUUUAACAGGAAUGAGCCAAACGUAAAGAAGUGCAAAGUUAUUCAGGUAGCGGUAGGCCACGAGGGCGUUCAUGCCAUUUUAGUGCUGGAUAAUGGAAGUGCACUAUUCACUGGAAUCGCGCGACGCGGUGAAGACGGUGACAGCAACAAACAUCGUCGCAACCCAAAACCCACGCGUCCUAGGAAAAUUACUAAGAUCGACGGUCACUUCGUGGUGUACGCGGCCUGUAACUACGGCUCCACUGCCCUGGUCACAAGACAAGGAUUACUGUUUAUGUUCGGGAAGGACACGCAGCAUUGCGACUCCUCGGGAGUUGUCACAGGACUCAGACAUGAGAGAGUGAUUCAGGUUGCUUUAGGUAAAGCUCAUGCUGUGGCUUUGACAAAUCUUGGUCAAGUAUAUACUUUCGGUAUUAACAACAAGAGUCAAUGCGGCCGAGAGUUUGGUUACACUAAGGAGAGGAUGUGUCCACGUCGUACAAACAAAGAUGACGUACGUGUGUGUGAAGGUGCUCAUAAGUGGCUCACGGACUACUGUCGUAUAUGCACAGUUUGUCGACAAUGUACUGGCUUUGCUGCUAACUGCCGCUGCGCUGCGAUGCCAAACCGCGUGCCAGGAGAGACAUGCGGUUGCGGUGAGGGAGAUAGCGGCUGUACCGUUUGUGGCAUAUGUCGCAAAUGUGCUGAGGCUUCUACUUCCACCCGACUUGAGAAGACCGAAAUGUUCGAAGACUUAGACGCAUCUCACUCUGAAGCUAAAAGUGGACAAGAAUUGCCUAUUCGUCAGCGGCCAAGAAGAUUGCCUGUAGCACGUGAAAAGGAAGUGGAAACCAUGAUUGAGGGAAUGGUGAAGGAUGGUGUUAUUGAACCUUCAUCUAGUCCAUGGUGUUCACCUGUGGUGCUGGUAAAGAAGAAGGACGGCAGCAUGCGGUUUUGUGUUGACUAUCGCCGCCUGAACGACAUUACAAAGAAGGACAGCUAUCCCUUGCCAAGAAUUGAUGACACGCUGGAUAUGCUUACAGGCGUAAAGUGGUUUAGUACGCUAGAUCUGAAAAGUGGCUACUGGCAGGUUGAAAUUGACCCUAAGGACAAGGAGAAAACUGCAUUCUCCACAGGAAAGGGUCUGUGGCAAUUCAAAGUCAUGCCGUUUGGAUUGUGCAAUGCUCCAGCAACGUUUGAAAGGUUGAUGGAGCUUGUACUUACCGGGCUAAUUGGAGAUGCUUGUCUGGUCUAUUUGGAUGACAUCAUCAUCGUAGGCCGUACGUUUGAGGAACACCUUCAAAACCUGGAACGCGUGCUCAUGAAGAUCCAGAGUGCCAACCUCAAGUUGAGUCCAAAGAAGUGCUCACUAUUCAAACGGCAAGUUAGUUUUUUGGGGUAUGUAGUGUCGGAAGAAGGUAUCCGCACGGAUCCAGAGAAAAUUGCUGCUGUCAAGGAGUGGCCGGUCCCAAAAGACAAGACACAGGUUAGAGCAUUUUUGGGUUUGUGCUCUUAUUAUCGGCGAUUUGUGAAGAACUUUGCAGAUAUAGCCAAACCUCUGCACAAGCUAACCGAGGAGAAGCGACAAUUCUGCUGGGAUGAAAGUUGCGAUAUUGCAUUCCAGGAGCUCAAGAACCGCCUGUGCAAAACACCUAUUUUGGGGUACCCUGAUGCGGGCAAGGAAUUCAUAGUUGACACAGACGCAAGUGAUAUAGGACUUGGCGGUGUGUUGUCUCAACGGAAUGGUGAUCAAGAGAUUGUGAUAGCGUACUUCAGCAAGUCGUUGUCAAAGCCGGAAAGGAACUAUUGUGUCACAAGACGGGAAUUGCUUGCUGUGGUAAAGUCCUUGCAGCAUUUUAGCAAAUAUCUUCUAGGGCGGAAAUUCCACUUACGAACUGACCAUGCUGCACUGAAAUGGCUAUUGCAGUUCAAAAAUCCGGAAGGACAAGUUGCGAGAUGGAUAGAACUACUGCAGGAAUACGACUUUGUGAUCGAACAUCGCAGCGGGAAAUCUCAUGGCAAUGCAGAUGCAUUGUCAAGAAGACCUUGCCCUGAAGAUUGCAAGCAUUGUACUAGGCAGGAGGGUAAGGAAGUGGUAUCUGUGAGAAUGCUCAGGACAGACCAGCUCAGCAAUGAGUGGAAGGACAGCCUACAACAUGCACAGCAGGAAGAUUCGGACAUUAAGCCGAUUCUGGAAUGGAUGAAGGCCAGUGCUCCUAAGCCCAAGUGGAGCGACGUCUCAGCAAUGAGUUCGACCACGAAAAGCUAUUGGGCCCAAUGGGACAGCUUGCUGAUUCAGGAUGGAGUCCUGUGCCGUAAAUGGGAAAAUGGUCGGGGAGACAGGUGUCAUUUGCAAAUGGUUGUCCCUAAGGCUAAAGUGCCGGAUAUUCUACAGCUGUACCAUAGUGGUUGUUCAGGAGGCCACCUGGGAGUUAAACGAACUCUCCUGAAGAUCCGAGAACGGUUUUACUGGGUCCACUGUCGUGACGAUGUCGAGGACUGGUGCCGCAAAUGUACAAGUUGUGCGGCUGUAAAGGGACCUCAAAUUCGUAGUAGAGGCGCAUUGAAAUUGUACAAUGUUGGUGCACCAUGGGAGAGGAUAGCCAUUGACGUUGCGGGGCCGUUUCCAGAAACUGAAAGUGGUAACAAGUAUUUCAUGGUAGUGAUGGAUUACUUCACUAAGUGGCCAGAAGUCUUCGCCAUUCCAAAUCAAGAAGCUUCAACAGUUGCAGAUAAACUAGUUCAUGAAGUCUUCUGUCGUUUUGGAGUACCUUUAGAAAUUCACAGCGAUCAAGGAAGGAAUUUUGAGUCUCAAAUAUUCCAGGAAACUUGCCGAGUUAUGGGUACUCAGAAAACACGAACAACUUCUUACCACCCACAAUCUGAUGGAAUGGUAGAAAGAUUUAAUCAGACAUUGGAGAGGUACCUAGCAAAAGUUGUGGAAAAACGGCAACGAGACUGGGACAGGCACAUACAACCGUUUUUGUUGUCAUAUCGAAGCGCUGUUCACGAAAGUACAUCAGUGACACCAGCUUUCGCAAACUUUGGGAGAGAAUUGCGGCUGCCUGCAGACCUGAUCACCGGAAUACCACCUGAUGCCCCACGCAGUAUAACCGAUUAUGCAAAUGACUUGCGGAACAAAAUGAAUGACAUUUAUGAGCACGUCAGACAGACGGGCCAGCAAACGUCUGAGAAGAUGAAAACACGGUAUGACCGCAAAAUGAACAACAAGGGCUUUGAUGAAGGUUCACUAGUGUGGUUACACAAUCCAGUUCGCAGCAAAGGGAAAUCUCCUAAGCUUCAAGCUAAAUGGGACGGACCGUACCGGAUUGUGACAAGGAUCAAUGAUGUAACCUACCGGAUACAGAAAGGUGCCAGAGAGCAGAAUCGGCUAACAGACAUAGAUAACUAUAUGACACUGUUCGUAGAUGCAGACUGCGCGAAAGCGUCUGCGUUCGAGGGUCCGUCGAGUAUGUUAGCGAGUGUGGGUGCGGAGUGCGACCGCGAGGCGGGUGCGAAGGUGAGCAGCGUGCCGCCGGCGCGCGUCGCUGUGCCCGGCGGACACCGCGUCGUCGCCGUCGCCUGCGGACUGCACCACUCCGCGCUGCUCACGGAGCACGGCGAGGUAUUGACGUUCGGCUCGAACCAAAUGGGCCAGUUGGGUGCGGGCGAUGUAGCCGCGCACCACCGCAUAGUGCGGGUUCGAGUACCGCGCGCCUCCGCCGUGGCCGCCGGCAGCAAUCAUACUGCCGUACUGACGCGUGACGGCGAACUGUUCACCUUCGGAUGCUACCAGAAAGGUUCUCUCGGCCGACCGCGUAUUGAAGAUCCCGAUCGACCAGAGCGAAGUGGUCUUUGGUACGCAACUCCUGGUCGCGUGGCUCGCCUUGGACAUCGCCACACCUGCAAGGCCGUUUGGGUUUCAGCUUCUGGUGAUCAGACGUUUGUUCAGGUCUCACAGUCUCUCAUCAAAACUGACACGCUUUUCAGUUCGACGAUAACCGCAAAUAACAAUAGUAUUGUGAUUCUCCCUAAUCGGCCAGAGCACACUUUUAAAUGCAUAACAAUUAACAAAGUUGACGGCGCGUGCAACGCAUGGACCAGAUCCGAGCAAGUAGAUUUUGUGAACACACUUACCUGUCUUGAUCCGCUUUACGACGUGCUUUGGUGCUAUCAGCCUCAGAUGCGAGUCAUGAAGUGUUACAAUAUUUUGGCAUUUAAUGCCAAUAAGCUGCAGCGUUGCUUCAACGACCCUGACUUUAACAUCGACCCAGACUUCGAAUACCCAAACUACGGAAUCAUGCGGAGGCUGGAUGAAUUCAAAGAUCUUGAGACUUUUGAGACGUGUCACAGUAAAGAAGAAAGGGCUCCAGAGAAUCUUGCGCUCACCAAUAUGUCUGUGCUUAAUCAAGAUCUAGCAAUUCCAUAUGUGCCAGAAUGUUCUGUAACCAGAAUGCAUGCUGCUCUACAUUUGCUGGGCUGUCUGGAUUCUCUCACUUAUGCUCAUGAUAAUAAUAUAACUGUGACAGAAUGCAAGCAAGAGAGCAGCACUGCUCCCGUUGCACCUGUCAUGGAAGACUUUCUGACUGUCAAUCGCUUCGAAAGCCAUGGUGGAGGCUGGGGAUACUCUGGACAAUCCGUGGAGGCAAUAAGGUUUAUGUGCGACACUGACGUUGUACUGGGCGGGUACGGUUUAUUCGGUGGGCGCGGUGAUUACACAGCUAAGAUCAAAUUGUUCGACAUCGGACCAGACGGCGGCGACCAGGAAGGCGAUGGGGAUUUGCUUGCAGAGAGUGAAGAAAUUGUAUACGAAUGCGCCCCAAGAGAUAGAUUUCCAGUGUUGUUCGACAAUCCUGUGUCUCUUACGGCUAAUAGAUGGUACGUAGCUUGGGCUUGCGUUAACGGACCUUCAUCGGACUGCGGUUCUUCCGGGCAAGCGAUGGUCAUCAAUGAUGAGGUUGGCUUUCACUUCAAGACUUCCAAAAAGUCCAACAAUGGUACGGACGUAAAUGCCGGUCAGAUCCCCUGCCUGCUUUACAACGUUGUGAGCACCGACCACGCUUUACCAAUACGAGCCGUCGAAGUUUAUGAACCAGUAAUACUGCUCUCAAAGAAUGUCUCUCGAAAGGUCACCGUCACCUGUUUCAAAUCCCUUAUAACCCUGAUGCAGUGGAGCUGGAAAUCUUUUAGAGACACCAUCAUUGAGACUAACGGCUUAGUGCCAAUAAAUUAUCAGAAAUUGACCAUGAUGAAACAUCAGAAGCGACUCGUAUACGUCAUCAGAGCUUGUCUGAGACUUGUGAAAUCUUAUAUUAAUGAGAUAUACCCACAGAACAACAAGAGAAGAAAUUCACAUGAGUAUAUGUCUUACUUCGAAGCGAUCGGAGAUGUACGCAACUUCAUCCAGCAAAUAUUGGCCGAGCCAACACCAACCUGCGCCAUGUUGCCCCGUAGACCUGGAAAAUCGAAAGUUCACAGAGUUUGCCUUGUUCAAUUCGCAUUAGAGUUGACGAACUCGAUUCUGAAAGAAGCACACGAUACUGUCACUUCAUGUUUCCACGCGUUUUUCCCAACGCCUACGCUGAAGUGGAACUAUCUUUGUUCGUUGCUGUUUCAUGUCAGGGAUGGUAAAGUGCCAACAGCUUACGUUCGUGAGUUAACAUCCACUUGCGCGGCUAUGUGCGCCUCCCGUAGUUUAUUGGACGUACUCCAGUACAUCGUGCCGGUGACACAAAGUUGUUUGAUAGCCGAAGAAGGGCGUCGUGCUGACCGUCCCGAUUCCAAGGUGCUAAAGGAUGUACCAUCCAAAUCUGCCACGGUACCUCGAUCGUCGCACCCUCUGAAGCCUCCGCCUAUUCCACCAAGAACAAAUAACAGGGAAUUGCAGAGGCUGCAAGACCCGUCAAAUACAAGAUCGAACCACACUGACUGGCACUUAAUGGAUGUGGUGCCUCGGCUUUUGGAUAUUAUAUUGAUUCCUAUUAAACAACAGAUGAUGACACGUCAAUGCGGCAAACCACACGAUCACGGCGAAAUUGCGCAACAAGAUCGCCUUUCAGAAUUCUGUUGCAAGCUUGUGGCUAGAAUUGUGGCUGAGCUUUCUUAUAGUACUACAGAGAUACGGGAGGAUCCAGACUCGAAAUCCGUGAAACAUUUGAUUACACCGUCUCGCUUCAUACGCGUGAAUCAGUCCCGUGCGUGGAAUACGGGCAAUGGCAGUCCCGAUGCGAUCUGUUUCACAGUGGACCGGCCUGGGAUAAUGUUGGUGGGCGCUUGCGUUUACGGCGGCCUUGGAUACUACGAGUACACGCUCGAGCUACUUCAUGAUAUUCGCACCAACACGGAGGAACCGAAGCCAUCACACUGUUGGAUCAGCGUUGAGGUUAUCCACGGAACGUUCGCCGGCGCAGACUGCCAGCACGACAUGGUGCCAAUCAAGUUUGAACGACCAGCGCUUUUGAAGGAGGAGUAUCGAUACGCGCUCAGGUUGUGUAACCAUGGCGGACGCACGGUCAACGGCGACUGUGGACUGCCGUCAGUAAAAGGCCCCGAUGGUACUACCUUUCACUUCGCUUCCUGCUCGCUUAGCUUCAACGGUUCUACACUGGCGAGGGGACAGAUACCUUGUCUCAUUUACUAUGGGACAAAUUCGUUGACGAACGCACCCGAAAGUUCGGACGCCAUAGCGUCUACUCUGCGCUCUAUGACACUUCGUGUUUCUUCGAUGGUAUUGGAGCGCGAAACUGAACUGCUCUGUUCGUUACGGAACGAGCUGACUGAGGAGGACCUACGUCGGAAUGCAGCUGUACUACAGAACUCGCCCGCGGUCAAUACACUGCUUCCGUACACGCUCGCUAACCUCGAAGGCCUCGAUGACGCUAAGACGGCAGUCAAACUGUUGGAGAUGAUUCACAAGAUACUACCCCACGUGACUGCAAUAAAUCUGUUGCUCCCAACCGCUGAGGAACCAAUUACCAACAAUACUCACUACUACACAUGGGUGGAGAGUGACCAUCCAUACAAGCAGGCUACUGUCACCAAUAUGAGAGUUCUUUUCCCAUCAACGGUGUCAUGGGUUGUUUUGGAAAUGGAUCCUCGCAGCAUCACGGCACAACCUGAAGACACGUUGACUAUAUUUGCCGCCGCUGGUACCCCUAAACAGAAGUGUCAAUGUACGCGAGAAACUCGCAUCUCUGAGUCGCCCUUCCGCAAGCGCCUCGUCCAACUAACGUCGGAAGAAGGUGAACCUGAAGAACUAAGUGAUGAAGGGGAUUCAGAAUCCACUUGCACUCACCAUAACAGAUCCUACAUAAGCGUUCUGCCGCGAUUAGCUAAUGUGAUUUCUGAAUACCCACAAAACGCAUUUGUCGUACCGGGAAAUGAGGUUAUAUUUUCACUGGAGACAGCCUCUGAUUACCUGAGCGAUUACAGCAAAACUGAUAACCGUUACGGAUUCCGUUGUCUUUGUGUGGGCUAUGAGGACUCGCCGUUCACGACACAACGUCAGGGUCUCCACUUGUUGGAGAUGGAACUGGUGUACGCCGGCGCAGCUUGCGCUUCGCGGCUCUUGGCACCCGACUUAGAAUUGCCAUCAAUGUCCUUAAUGACCCUCACUGACAUUCAAAUCCUGACGAUGUGGGGAAAUCCGCAAGAAGGCGACCCUCCUGUAGACAACACCGAGCUAUAUUUUAUUCAUCGUGGCUUGGAGCUAUCCUCGCCACCCACAAUACACCAAGUGUUGGAUGGACAGUCACUGCCGAGGUAA